AUGAAUCAGAAUUUCAAAAUGACUUCCCUCUUGACUUACACUUUUAAAAAUCUUCCCAGUACAUCAAAAUGGGCCCUCAGAUUUUGUGUGAGACCUCUGAGCAGUUCCUCCCAGCUACAGGCUGCUGCAGAUUCCCAGACUAAAUCGAAAAAAACCCUAGCCAAACCCAAUAUAAGGAAUAUUGUGGUGGUGGAUGGUGUUCGCAUUCCAUUUUUGCUGUCAGGCACUUCAUAUAAAGACCUGAUGCCACAUGAUUUGGCUAGAGCAGCACUUUUGGGUUUAUUGCAUCGGACCAUUGUCCCAAAGGAUGUUGUUGAUUAUAUCGUCUUUGGCACAGUUAUACAGGAAGUGAAAACAAGCAAUGUGGCUAGAGAGGCUGCCCUCGGAGCCGGCUUCUCUGACAAGACUCCUGCUCACACUGUCACCAUGGCUUGCAUCUCUUCCAACCAAGCCAUGACCACAGCUGUCGGCCUGAUUGCUUCCGGCCAGUGUGACGUGGUCGUGGCAGGUGGUGUAGAGUUAAUGUCUGACGUCCCUAUUCGCCACUCAAGGAAAAUGAGGAAAAUGAUGCUGGAUCUCAAUAAGGCCAAGACUCUGGCUCAGCGACUCUCUGUAAUUUCUAAAUUCAGAUUGAAUUUCCUAUCUCCAGAGCUUCCUGCAGUGAGUGAGUUCUCCACCAGUGAGACUAUGGGCCACUCUGCAGACCGACUGGCUGCUGCCUUUGCUAUUUCUCGGGAGGAGCAGGAUGAAUACGCACUGCGCUCUCACAGCCUGGCCAAAAGGGCACAGGAUGAAGGACUUCUUUCCGAUAUUGUGCCCUUCAAAGUACCAGGAAGAGAUACAGUUACACAAGAUAACGGCAUUCGUCCUUCCUCUCUGGAUCAGAUGGCCAAACUAAAACCCGCAUUCAUCAAGCCCUAUGGCACAGUGACAGCUGCAAAUUCUUCUUUCCUGACCGAUGGUGCGUCUGCAGUACUGAUUAUGGCAGAGGAAAAAGCUCUGGCCAUGGGUUAUAAGCCAAAGGCAUAUCUGAGGGAUUUCAUGUACGUGUCCCAGGAUCCAAAAGAUCAGCUUUUACUUGGACCAACAUAUGCUACUCCAAAAGUUCUGGAAAAGGCAGGAUUAACAAUGAAUGAUAUUGAUGCUUUUGAAUUUCAUGAAGCUUUCUCAGGUCAGAUUUUGGCUAAUUUGAAGGCCAUGGAUUCUGAUUGGUUUGCACAAAACUACAUGGGUAGAAAAGCCAAGGUUGGAUCGCCUCCUUUGGAGAAGUUUAACAACUGGGGUGGAUCACUGUCCCUGGGGCACCCGUUUGGAGCCACUGGCUGUCGGCUGGUCAUGGCAGCUGCCAACAGGUUACGGAAGGAAGGAGGCCAAUAUGGUCUGGUUGCCGCCUGUGCAGCUGGAGGGCAGGGCCAUGCUAUGAUAGUGGAAGCUUAUCCAAAAUAA
Rangifer tarandus platyrhynchus (Svalbard reindeer) is the source of this 1446-nucleotide messenger RNA. The record is from the annotation of a GenBank genome assembly. Lineage: Eukaryota; Metazoa; Chordata; Mammalia; Artiodactyla; Cervidae.